This is a messenger RNA of Cryptomeria japonica (Japanese cedar), 889 nucleotides long. Its product is annotated as translocase of chloroplast 34, chloroplastic-like. The transcript has 5 exons. NCBI's taxonomy places the organism in Eukaryota, Viridiplantae, Streptophyta, Pinopsida, Cupressales, Cupressaceae. Gene Ontology annotation, molecular function: GTP binding. The record is from RefSeq and is a predicted model, not a curated record. Bases 236 to 889 code for a protein of 217 amino acids.
AUUUUACUCUCUUGAUAUUAUUUGGUGCUGCUAUACCCUACAAUUUCCAGAGAGUAAACGCAAUUUGUAGGGAGGAUGAUGAAAAUGAAAGGCGAAAUAGAGUGUGAUUUGCUGAAAGACUGUUGAAUAGAUGAGAAAGAUAAAGCAUGUAUUCAACGGAAUGCUCUGCGAAAGAUUUGAAUUCAUCAGAGGAGGUGUUCACACCACAUUUACAGGCCUACCUUAAGCAGGUUCCAUGGCAUCUCAACAGGGCCGGGAGUGGAUGGGUAUUCAGCAAUUUCCAGUUGCUACCCAGAAUGCACUAUAUGGGUUGCUGAGUAAAUUGAAGCAAGAGGUUGCUGACAUGAAAUGCAUUCAAGAUGUGAACUCUCUUACUAUUCUUGUUAUGGGAAAAGGCAGUGUGGGAAAGUCUUCAACAGUUAACUCUCUUGUCAAUGCCUUCCAGGCUGAGGCAAUGCGACCUGUAUUAUGUUCAAGGUCAAGAGCAGGUUUUACAUUAAAUAUAAUUGACACACCAGGGUUAAUAGAAGGUGGUUUUGUAAACGAUCAUGCUCUCGACCUUAUAAAAAGGUUUCUGACAAACAAGAUUAUUGAUGUCCUUCUUUAUGUGGAUUGGUUGGAUAGUUAUCAAGUUGAUAACUUGGAUAAACAAAUUGUCAAGGCCAUUUCUGAUACUUUUGGAAAACAAAUAUGGCAGAGAAGCCUGGUGGUCUUUACACAUGCUCAGCUCUCUCCUCCAAAUGGCUUAAGUUAUGCUGACUUUGUUGAAAGGAGAUCAGCUGCAUUGCAUGAUGCAAUUCUUGAAGCAGCUGGGUUCAAGAAAUCUAAUAUCCAGGUGACUUACAAUCAUACUAUGGAUGCAAAUAUAUUUUUUGAUUCCCCUAGUUGA